AUGGGUAUCUGGAGAGUGCUGGAUGCUCGCCAAUCAAGGAGUAAAGACGAACUACUAGACCUUUACAUCCAGGCAUCCAACGAGAUAACCAAGUGGCACGAUACCUGGGUCGAUAGCCAUCAUGCUGUUGAGUACUGUAUCAAGCUCCUUGAAGUAUCCGAGAAGGUAUACGGCAAGGACCACUCUCACAACUUCGCAGUUAUCAACCAGCUGGCGACACUAUGCCUUGACCAUGAGAUGUGGCAAGAAGCUCACAGUCCCUACCUUCGCUCUCUUUUUGGCAGACUAAAUACCCUAGACGAAGAGCACAAAGACACCCUGAUAACCCUUCAGGGGCUUGGAGCCGUCAAAGCCAUACUAAAGGACGCCUCACAGGCAAGGCCUCUGCUCGAACGGGCUGAUAUAGGUUUUGAGAACCUGAAAACGCCCCCCAAGGACAAGACAAUAACGUUAUUGACUCUCAAUUCCCUUGCUACAGUGUAUUUUGAGCUGGGCAUGUUCCACGAUGCAGAAACUCUCUUGCCUUGGAUACUCGAGAUCACGGAUGAACUUCAAAAGCAGCACUGCGAAUAUGGUGGGAAGGCACUGAGAUUGCUAGCCGACUUUUACACCAAGAACCACUGCUAUCAAAAAGCAAUGGAGGUUUUCAAAUCGCUUGUGGGCCAAUACAAGGCAUUAAAAACCUCGACCAUCGAUAGCAUGUACAUUCUGAGUAAAGCGGGAGAUUGUUUCAUGCGCCUUUGUAGGCUUGAUGAUGCCGAGGAUACGUUCAAAUUGAUGGCUCUCAUGGCAAGUUCCAAUAACACCCCAGCAUACCAGGUUUACCAAUCGCUAUCAGCUGAUUUCCUUAGAGAUAUCCGUGAUAUCAUGCAAGAAGUUGCUCGUGAACGAGACUCCUGGGGGCUAAACAAUCCCCUUGAAUGCCAAUGCGGUAAAAAACAACACGGAUUUACCAGGUCUGCGGCGCAAAACACUCUUGUUCAACAAAAUGCGAACUGGCAAAGGACCACAUAUACUCCAACAGUCAGCCCAGCCCAGACUCCAAUAGUGAAGAUUAUUAGCGAGCUUUGCCUCAGACCCGACAUUCAUAAGGAAACCGAAGCUCAUUUCCUCGAGCUUAUAUUUUUCAGCGAGUCCGAGUUCCCAGCGAUUCGCAUUUGGAUAGACCCUUCGAAGGUGGUUUCUUUUGGUUUCAUCCCGCCCGACAUUAGGAUCUCCCUUGCAAAUGACCCAUCUCUUCCGUCCAUCGAGGCUAGGGAACUGCAGAUUCUGCCUAUUCUUGAAGGAAAUCGGGACAAGUACUUGACGGCGGCGAUGGGCUCUGAGCCGAUGGCCUCUCUAACCAAGAGGUAUACUAAAGAUACUGGCAUUCAUAAGAGCCCAGAUAUGCAGUUCCCUGACCAAGACUUGUCUGAUUAUUCGCAGAUGACUUGCACUCUUAUGUUAUUAACUUUGAUUCGACUAGUACACAUCUCCAAUGUACCCAUUGGACAUUAG
Microsporum canis CBS 113480 is the source of this 1497-nucleotide messenger RNA. RefSeq lists its product as uncharacterized. Bases 1 to 1497 code for a protein of 498 amino acids. The record is from RefSeq and is a predicted model, not a curated record. Gene Ontology annotation, cellular component: kinesin complex; cytoplasm; membrane-bounded organelle. Gene Ontology annotation, molecular function: kinesin binding. The transcript is spliced from 7 exons. Gene Ontology annotation, biological process: microtubule-based movement. NCBI's taxonomy places the organism in Eukaryota, Fungi, Ascomycota, Eurotiomycetes, Onygenales, Arthrodermataceae.